Messenger RNA from Archocentrus centrarchus (flier cichlid), 4812 nucleotides. It is a transcript of the gene arhgef6, whose product is annotated as Rac/Cdc42 guanine nucleotide exchange factor (GEF) 6. Gene Ontology annotation, molecular function: guanyl-nucleotide exchange factor activity; protein binding. NCBI's taxonomy places the organism in Eukaryota, Metazoa, Chordata, Actinopteri, Cichliformes, Cichlidae. The transcript is spliced from 22 exons. Bases 123 to 2423 code for a protein of 766 amino acids. Gene Ontology annotation, biological process: lamellipodium assembly. The record is from RefSeq and is a predicted model, not a curated record. Gene Ontology annotation, cellular component: lamellipodium; cytoplasm.
UUUUUUUUUUUAAACUUCUAGCAGAAGUGCGGAUGUGAGUUGCAUAUUGAUACGGAACAGGCCGCCAGUUUCUGUUUUUUUUAAAGCAAUGCGGGCUUAGGCAAUGGUCAUUUUGUGGAGCUAUGAAUCCAGAGGAGCAGACGGUAACGUGGUUAAUAUCAUUAGGAGUGCUCAGCUCACCUAAAAAGAACAUAGCGGACCCGGAGGAGUUUUUGAAAACAUCUCUCAAGGAUGGAGUCGUUCUGUGCAAGCUCUCUGAGCGCCUCAUACCUGGCUUCACUCCCAAGUAUUGCCAGGAACCGAGAACUGAAGCAGACUGCAUUUCCAACAUCAAGGAGUUUUUAAGAGGAUGCUCGUCCUUGAAAGUGGAGGGGUUUGAACCAGAGUGGUUAUACACUGGUGACAAUUUUGGCAAGGUCCUAAAUACUUUGCUGGCAUUCAACUUUGCAACACAAGAUUGUGCUGCUGAGAGAUGUUCUCCGUCCAGUACCCCUUCUCCUAGUCAGGCGUCUUCACACACACUGUCUUCUGUCAAAUCCAAAGGCUCUCUGCGCAGACAAUCCAAAUCAGUGGAAAUGUCUGAGAACGGUGGUGGUGGGCAGCUGAUGGUGAAAGCUCGCUAUAACUUCAAGCAGAACAAUGAGGAUGAGCUGUCAUUCAGUAAAGGUGACGUGAUCCUUGUGACACGCCAGGAGGAGGGAGGAUGGUGGGAGGGCACGCUCAACGGCAAGACGGGCUGGUUUCCUAGUAACUACGUUCGUGAGAUCAAACCCUGUGAAAAGCCGUUGUCUCCUAAAGGAACUCAGCUGACCAAGAACUACUACAGUGUGGUGGUACAGGACAUCUUAGAACAUGAGCGAGAGUUUGUCAAAGAAUUACAAACUGUGUUGAGCUGUUACCUACGACCCCUGCAAGCUAGCGACAAGCUCAGCAGUGCAGACAGCGCCACCUUGUGCGGAAACCUGGAGGAUAUCCUUAGCUUCCAGCAGGGACUGUGUUUGGCUUUGGAGGAAUGUAUUAAGGUCCCAGAGGGACAGCAGCGAGUGGCAGGCUGCUAUCUAAACCUAAUGUGUCAGAUCAAGGCUUUGUACCUGGCUUACUGUUCCAGCCACCCUUCAGCUGUCUGCAUCCUCACCGACCACAGUGAGGAACUUGACAAGUUCAUGGAGAGCCAUGGAGCAAGCUCUCCAGGAAUCCUGACCCUGACCACCAGCCUCAGUAAGCCCUUCAUGAGGCUUGACAAAUACCCUACCCUGCUGCAGGAGCUAGAGAGACAUGUGGAGGAAGCCCACCCUGACUAUACUGACGUAAUAAAAGCAACAACAGCAUUUAAGAGCCUGGUGAUGCAGUGCCAGGAUUUGCGGAAACGCAAGAAUCUGGAGCUCCAGAUCCUGUCAGAACCCGUGCGGGGCUGGGAGGGAGAAAGCAUGAAGAGUCUGGGUCAUGUGGCCUACAUGUCCCAGGUCCAUGUGAGAAAUGGCUGUAGUGAGGAAAAAGAGGAGCGUUACCUAAUACUUUUCCCUAAUGUGUUAGUUAUGCUCUCUGCCAGCCCCCGGAUGAGUGGCUUUAUUUAUCAGGGAAGACUGCCACUAACAGGUACCACAGUAACGAGGCAUGCAGAAGAAGGAGAAAUCGCCCACUUUGCCUUUGACAUCACAGGAAGCAUGAUUGAUCGCAUUACAGUGUUCUGUAGUAGUGCUCAGGAGUUACAGGAAUGGCUAGAGCACCUUCAGCCCUUUACCAAAGGAGGAAGCCCUGCCGGCACCAUUUCAAAGAGUGUAGAUGGUAAAACGGUGAGCAUGGUCGGAUCCGCCACUCAUCCGUACCACCCGGGCAGCCGUGGCCCCCUUGAACCACCAAAGAUUAGCAAGCCCUGGUCUCUCAGCUGUCUGCGGCCUGCACCUCCCCUCAAACCCUCCGCUGCUCUGGGCUACAAAGAGAGGAUGUCUUAUAUCAUGAAGGAUACCAGUAAGAGCCCACGGCCUAUGAAGAAGUUCCUGCCAGGAAAUAAGAAGAAAGAGCGCAAGCCCUCUGAUGAUGACAUUCAGAUGAGGAAAAGCACAGUUGCUCUGGAGGAGGAUGCUCAGAUUCUGAGGGUGAUUGAGGCAUAUUGCACAGGAGCCAGCCUGCAUCAGAGCAUCACAGCGGUGCGGAAAGAGUGUGUCCCCCAGGUGCUCCUGCCAGAGGAAGAGAAGAUCAUUGUGGAGGAAAUGAAGAGCAACGGGCAGACAGUUAUUGAGGAAAAGAGCCUGGUCGAUGCUGUGUAUGCUUUAAAGGAUGAGGUUCAUGAACUUAAAAAGGAGAACAAGUGGAUGAAGCAGUUUCUCGAGGAGGAGCAGAAGUCUCGCAAAGAGCUCGAGAGGCUUGUCCGUAAAAUGGUUAAGCAGAAGAAUGAUUGUGGCUGGGAUGACGGCACCCACUGAGCACAUCCAUCCAAUCAUCAAUAUUCAUGUGUGGCUGUGCGUGUAUGUGUCCACAUUUACGUAAGCAUGCCUGCAGGGGGGACAGAGUCAGGUGUGUGUGUGUGUGUGUGUGUGUGUGUGCGUGUGCGCGUGCGCGUGUAUGUGUGUAUUUGUGUAUCUAUUUUGUGUUACCACAUUUCAAUCGCGCAGAGCAGACUUGGACUCGCUCUCUGGUGGUGACACUCUGCGUGUCUUCGUUUCAAGUUCUGGAGCUCGAUUUCUGUCUUCCUGACCUAGAUGAGACUGCAAACAUGCUUCCUGAAGCAGCUCAGCUAAACCAAGACAACAAGCAAUUCCCCCUUGGUGACUGGCACUGUGAACACUCCCCAGCACAUGGAUCAAUUUUGGACAAGGACAUAAAGUUCUUCACCAUUUCUUUAGCUUCAGCUGGAAAUGGAAAAGUACAAAGCCAUUAGAUUUAAUGGGUGUUCUCUUGCAUGCACUUAGCAAGGGGACCAAUUUUAUUCACAUCAUGUCUUUGUUAUUGUUAUAUUUUAUUUGGCGUAAAGGUCCCCAUGGGGAAAAUAGAUUUUUUUGGGGGGGGGUGGGGGGGGGCUUUCUUAUAUAUGAAUCUAUUGUUUUUUUUGUUUUUGUUUUUUGUGUGUAAUAUUCUAGACAUUCACAUCACACAUUUCCAGGCUGCUUUUUAGCCAAACAGUGAAAACAGGUCAAUCAGGUUAGCUCAUCAUCGCAAUCUUAGUUUAAAAAUGGAGCCCUUCAUCGUUUAUUUAAAAACUGCAUGAAUGUACAUUUAUCUACAGUGUGAAUUCUGCAUCACAAAUGUGAUAAUUGAGAUAUAUAGUCCAAAGCUAUCAGGGAUGCAGCUGCAUAUUAAAUAGGAAAGACUUUACUAUGUAUGAUUUAUUGUACAAGAGUACGCAAAUAGCAACAAAGAUUUUACCCUUGUUCUUCUUACUAAGAUAUAGUCAAGAAUCCUUUUAACAUAUUAAUUGCAUAGCUUUGCUUUGGUAAAUUAUUUAUUGUUCACCCAAGCAUUUAAUUGAGAUGCUAGCUUUUUAGAUAUUCUGCUGCCUUUAUGUCUGUCUUUUAAUAAACUACACUGAUUUGUGAAGGCAGAAAAAAAAAAUCCCCCUUGCUUUAGUCAAGGGAAAAUUUAAAAACAUUUUUUUCUAAGAGGUAAAAUUACUUUGGUAAAAGAGCAUGCCUUCAGAAUUCAGUUUUUUUUUUUCUUGCAGCUUCUAUAGUGUCCUUGCAGGUUCCUGUAGAGCUGUUGGAGAUAAAACUGAGGAAAUAGAUACCUAUUUUUAUUUAUCAGUGUAGAGUUGAGCUCAGCUGGGUUUUUUUUUAAGUGCCUCCAGAAGGGGUGAAUAAACUUAGAGACUUUAAAACCAGGCCGAAACUCAGUGCGUAUUGAAAUGUCACGGGUGGUUUGUUUUAAUACUUCAGCUACAAGCUUAAUGGGUAUACAUGGGUCUGAAAAAUGGGGCUUUGAAGCCUCUUUAGAGGACUCGACGCGGUACAUUUCCUUAUGUGGUUUAGCAUCUGCACUGUUAACACUGUUUCCUAAUCUUACUGCACUGCAGAGAGGCAGUAGAUGGUAUUGAAAUGCAAUAAGUGACUGCUUUAUUGACUGACCCUCUGGGUUAGUGCCAGCAUGGUGGGCCCAAGUUGGAGAAAAUGCAAUAAAAAAAAAAAAUGAAUCCAAUUCAUUGACCAAAAAAAGCCAGAGUCAAAGUUAAGUAUUCAUUAUAUUUCAUUUGCCUUUAUUUAAUCAAGUCUCCUGGCGUUAGCCAUUUUGUUCAAACAGAACUGACCAAGCCCCAAUUUGUCACAAUUGACUCAAAAUGUGUCUCAUUGUAAUACCGUAUGUGAAGUGCUGUUCUCGCACGCACCUCUUUACAGGGACUCUGAAGCACUGUGUAAGGUACAGGGCAGCACUGGUACAUCAGCAACAGAGUCACUGUCUGGCUUAAGAGCACUUCUUUAGGGAAAUGCUUGCUCAGGAGAUGAAGAUGACCCAUGUUAGUCGAAUUGGGACACUCCGAUAGCAUCUAGAUUCUGCUGCUUCCUGUACAGAUGUAUGAGUCUGUCUCAUCAGUAUGUUCGCUGCUGAGAUUAACAUUAUCGCUGUUUUCUGUAAAAACUGUUUCCAUGAGCGCCACAUACUGUAGUUUUAAAUUCCCAUUAGUCUCAGUGAGCACUUACUGGUGGAAUGGUGUUGAAGUCCAGUUUCAACCUGCUUAUCUCAAACCUUUUCUCCAGACCACUGUGUUUUUGUUUUCGAAAGACUGUUCUAUGCAAUUAUUGUUGUUUGCAAGUAUUGUAAUGCUUUUUUUUUUUCUAGAAACCCUGUACUUUAUGUUUGGUAUGAUCAUUCUUUUAAUAAAAC